This is a messenger RNA of Solanum stenotomum, 542 nucleotides long. Its product is annotated as cysteine proteinase inhibitor 5-like. The record is from RefSeq and is a predicted model, not a curated record. The transcript has a single exon. NCBI's taxonomy places the organism in Eukaryota, Viridiplantae, Streptophyta, Magnoliopsida, Solanales, Solanaceae. Bases 36 to 437 code for a protein of 133 amino acids. Gene Ontology annotation, molecular function: cysteine-type endopeptidase inhibitor activity.
AAUUCUCAAAACCCCUAUUUCUCUCACACACAAAAAUGGCCCUAAAAUUCAACCGCAAUCUCGCCGGAACUCUCUUCUCCGCCGUGGUGAUCGCUUCCUUCUUCUUCCACGCCUCUGCCUCACUAGGCGGAGGAAAAGGCGGUUUACUUGGCGGUUGGAGUCGUAUAACCGACACAAAAGACAGUAAAGUAGUGGAGAUCGGGAAAUUUGCAGUGGAUCAGUACAACGAGGAGUCCAAGUCUGAAUACAAAUCCAAAUUAGUGUUUAAACGAGUGGUGAAAGGAGAAACACAAGUCGUCGCCGGGACAAAUUACCGACUGGUCAUCUCCGCCACAGACGGCGGUCGUCGUAGCCGGAGGGGCAAUAAGUACUUGGCGGAAGUUUGGGAUAAGCCAUGGGAGAAUUUUAGAAAUCUCACUUCCUUCAAAAAAUUAUAAAAAGUGUUUAAUUUUCUGUUGUUUUGGUUGUAAAAAAAGUUGUGUUUAUUGUGAUUGUUAUGUUUCUUAUAUUACUGUUUGAUUAGUGACUUUGUUUACUGUUAA